This is a messenger RNA of Ornithodoros turicata, 2089 nucleotides long. RefSeq lists its product as uncharacterized. NCBI's taxonomy places the organism in Eukaryota, Metazoa, Arthropoda, Arachnida, Ixodida, Argasidae. The record is from RefSeq and is a predicted model, not a curated record. The transcript has 9 exons. The coding region runs from base 167 to 1273 and encodes 368 amino acids.
GGGAGCGCGCGGGUGUUCGCAACAUUUGCCACGAGCAUCUCUUACGGCGUGUGCUGCUGAUCCUUGUGUUGUGCGUGCGUAUCAUCAGUGUGGCGACGUCGGGUUGCUAUCGUUGCAGUGGCCGCGCUCGCAAGGCGCUGAGCGCGGCAUGGCGUGGCCCUGAGGCAUGCGGCUAAGCGGUGGACCCACGGCGACCCUCGUGCUCGCCGUCGCCCUCGCACAUACGUCGUGGGCCACGCGAUCCGCUGAAGGCGGGGGAGACUCCACCAAUUGGCUCUCAGGGACCCGUAGGGACGAGAACGAAGGAGUUGAAAACCGACCUCGUGCUCCAAGUGUUGGCUUUUACAUCGGUGACCCAUGCAACCUGACAUGCAGUCAAGUGUUGCACAACGUAUUCUGCAACACCACUUCUCGAAAAUGCGAAUGUCGAGCGGAGCACCCAGUCAACAUCGAGAACAGACAGUGCGUCAAAGCGUCUCCGCUAGGCGUGGCUUGCGGCCACGACGAAGCGUGCACCUACAUAGUGGAGCAGGCAGUUUGCCGCCAUGGAAAGUGUCGCUGCAAAGACGGCCACGAACCCCAGGACGGCACACGCUGCGUGCCCGCGCGCGGAGUGGCUAUUCUGGACAACGCGGAGCUGACAACCAUGAUCAGCGUCAUCGCGUCGCUGGUCAUCUUUACAGCGCUCUUCUGUCUCGUCCUUAGGCUCUUCAGCAAAGCCCGCUUCGGGUCAACGCGGGACCGUAUGGGCGACGCUGGAGCGCCGACCUCGGUACUAGAUGCAGCUGGGCUGGAAGAAGGCGCCCUCAACCACCACAGGUCGUCUCUCAAAGGUCCUCCUUCGCGUCGGACCUCGAGGGCUUCCGUCGACUACAGCGGCGGUCAGCGACGCUCCAGUUACGCCAUGCUGGCGCCACCUUCCAACCCAGGGUCUCGUCGAGCCAGUUCAUCGUCGGUGAGGUCGCAGGCGUCGCUGCGUUCGGCGGCUUCAACGCGCAGCGGCUCCAUAUCCCUACGAGGCGGAGGUUCACAUCACGGGGGAUCUCGCGGCUGUGUAACCCCAGGAUCCCAGGGCUCCCAGGGUUGCAACGGUGGCUGUAGCAGCUCUACGGGAGGCCGGGACCCCGUCCGACGGACCGUUUCUUCUCCCGCAGACGCCUCGUCAACGCAGCAGAAAAACCAUCAGCAGCCCAUCGCCAGACCCCUACACCUACAUUUGUCCCAGCUUGAGAAGGAAGACUCUGGCUACGACACCGUGGUCAACCACAAGUAGGUUGUAAACGGGACGUGCUUCAUCACAACUGUGCCCUUCUCUCUUCUCAAAGUGGGAGCGCCACCACGCGACGCACACCUCCGCCACCGUGCAAGGAAUACGUUUUUUGACUUGUGCUUUUCUAGUAACACAACCCCAACGAGGAUACACACGCCCUGUAGACGUCAUCGAUCACGUGACUGUGCAGUAGACCACGUGAGUGAAUUCCCCGUAGAGUGCGCUGAGACGCGCGCGCGCUGUGUGCGAGACAAACUACCACAAAACGACAGCGACUUCAACACGUACGACGAACUAGCUGGUAUCUUGUCCGAAGGAGUCUGGUGACGUCAAGAACAAAAGGACAUCAACACAGUGAGCAUCCUGAAUGGGAAAAGGUGAAGAGGCCAAAAUCCUGUGUAACUGGUGGAGUAUAUUCAAGAGCUGACGAUGACCCCCUUGACCCUUCCACUCGGACUAAACAGUUUGCCAUGUACUUCAUACCCAUAUUUGAUGUGCGAUAUAUGCUUGUUUCAUUAUGCUUUCAUCAUUCUACGAUGCCGAAAUACUUUGUUCAUGACUACAACGUAUGUGCCACAAGAAUUUUUUCAAGUACUGAUAUCACGAGUGUGCAAACUGGACUUUACCGACAUGUCAGCACUUGGAACACGCUUUUCCCAAAGGAUCCGACCCUGAUGGUACUCUCGACGGUUUGUAAGUUCCGUGAAUAUAAACCCAUCUUCCAGUUUUCUGUCUGCACCUCUAAUUGUAUACCACUCUGGCAUUUCCUUCCAAUGUAGAUAUGGAUCGCUUUCCUCUCAGGAAUAAAGCCGUAUAUUU